Messenger RNA from Phyllostomus discolor (pale spear-nosed bat), 1288 nucleotides. RefSeq names its product forkhead box L3 (gene FOXL3). NCBI's taxonomy places the organism in Eukaryota, Metazoa, Chordata, Mammalia, Chiroptera, Phyllostomidae. The record is from RefSeq and is a predicted model, not a curated record. Gene Ontology annotation, molecular function: DNA-binding transcription factor activity, RNA polymerase II-specific; RNA polymerase II cis-regulatory region sequence-specific DNA binding. Bases 96 to 887 code for a protein of 263 amino acids. The transcript is spliced from 3 exons. Gene Ontology annotation, biological process: regulation of transcription by RNA polymerase II; cell differentiation; anatomical structure morphogenesis.
CACCCUCCUCCCCCUUCCCCACGGUCAGCGGGUCGCCGCUCCGCUCCCCUCCGCCUCUUUAACGGUGGCUGGGGCCUCCCCCGCGCCGGGAUUGGAUGCGAGAGAACGGGGUGGGCACGGGCGGGGACCCCAGAAGCCCAGGUUCCAGCUCUGGAGGAGAGCGCCCCGCAGUGCAGACCCCGUGGCCGGCGGACAGCGCGGUGGAGGCGGCAGCGCCGCGCGCCAGGAUGUUUGACAGCUCGCAGUACCCCUAUAACUGCUUCAACUACGACGCCGACGACUACCCCGCGGGCAGCUCCGACGAGGAAAAGCGGCUCACGCGGCCGGCGUACAGCUACAUCGCGCUGAUCGCCAUGGCCAUUCAGCAGAGCCCCGCGGGCAGGGUGACCCUGUCCGGCAUCUACGACUUCAUCAUGCGCAGGUUCCCCUACUACCGCGCCAACCAGCGCGCCUGGCAGAACUCCAUCCGCCACAACCUGUCCCUCAACAGCUGCUUCAUCAAAGUGCCGAGGACCGAGGGCCAGGGGAAGGGGAAGGGCAACUACUGGACGUUCGCCGGUGGCUGCGAGUCGCUGCUGGACCUCUUUGAAGACGGCAACUACCGGCGGCGCCGGCGCCGGCGCGGAGCCAAGCGUGAGGGGGCGACAGGGGGGUGCACCCAGGGUCCCCUUGGUCCGCAGGAGCAGGCCAUUGCCACGGGGUCCCCCGCCCUCCGCCAGGAGCCGCCGCCCCCCGCCAGCCCCGCCGCCCUGGGCAAGGAGCCGCACAAGGACAUCAAGUUCAGCAUCGACUACAUCCUCUCCUCCCCGGACCCCUGUCCUGGGCCCCGGUUGCCGCCCAGUGGGCAGGAGGCCCAGCAGGUGAACCUGCACUUUUGGGCGAUGUGAGGGGUGCCGAGGCUGUCUGCUCCUUGAGGGGCCGGCACCCACACGGUCGGGGGUCUCCUGGGCGAUUCCAGCCUCGCGUCCGCCCGAGAAGCUGGGUUUGCAGCGCUGGACAAACCUGCAGCUCACGCCCAGUCUGGGACCCGCCUGGCUGGAGGGGAAGCCGGUCUGUGGCCGGCGGCAGCUCGCCCUUUCAGGACGGGGCGCCCGUGCAGGACACCCCACCGGCUGCCUGCCUCACUGGGGGUUUUCGGGGAAGUCCUGCACGGGGACCGAGAGCACAGGGUCAUUGUCACCGACAGCCACGCCCUGGAGCCGCCUGUGUGUGCCGGGACAGCUAGGGACACUGGUGGGCCUCUUCCUCGCAGGUGGAAGUGGCCAUGAAGUGCCAACGCGGAAGGCAG